Messenger RNA from Entelurus aequoreus (snake pipefish), 790 nucleotides. Its product is annotated as charged multivesicular body protein 6-like. The transcript has 8 exons. The record is from RefSeq and is a predicted model, not a curated record. Gene Ontology annotation, cellular component: ESCRT III complex; multivesicular body. Gene Ontology annotation, biological process: late endosome to vacuole transport via multivesicular body sorting pathway; vesicle budding from membrane. Lineage: Eukaryota; Metazoa; Chordata; Actinopteri; Syngnathiformes; Syngnathidae. Bases 127 to 738 code for a protein of 203 amino acids.
UAUUAGCUGUCUUGCUUGCUUACUAGCAGUUCCGGUGCUGCGUUUUUACCAUGACAAAAUACCUCGAAAUUAAACAUAUAUUGUCCGCCAGGUAAACGAGGGAUGUGGCGGGGAUGUGUCUAAAUAAUGGGAAACGUGUUUGGGGGAAAGAGUCGACCCUCACGCGUCACGGAACAGGACAAGGCCGUUUUGCAACUGAAGCAGCAGAGAGAUAAGCUGAAGCAGUAUCAAAAGAGGAUCACCCUCCAUCAGGAGAAAGAACAUCUUCUGGCCAAGCAGCUGCUCAAAGAUGGCAGAAAAGAAAAGGCUCUGCUGCUACUGAAGAAGAAGCGCUAUCAGGAUCAGCUGCUGGACAAGACAGAAAAUCAGAUCUCAAACAUUGAGCGAAUGGUUCAAGACAUCGAGUUCAUGCAAAUUGAGCUGAAAGUCAUCGAGGGGCUGCAAGCCGGCAAUGAUUGUCUGAAGAGUAUGCACCAGAUCAUGUCAAUAGAAGAUGUGGAGAGAAUCCUGGACGAGACCCAGGAAGCAAUUGAGUACCAAAAGCAAAUUGAUGACAUGUUGGCCGGAGCGUUGACGCAAGAAGACGAGGACGCUGUUUUGGCUGAACUGAAAGCCAUUACUGGGGGAGAAGACGUGGCGCUUCCGGAUGUUCCGACAGAACCGAUCACCGAGGCGGCGGGUACACGACCAGAGAGAAGAAGGGCGAAGAACACAGAGCGGGAGAUGUUAUCAGCAUAACAUUUGACCACAUACUUUCUGUAUUUAAAUCCUGAAUUAAACAAUUUUGUUC